GGUGCUCGCAGCUGUCAGGGACCCCGGAGCUCGCCGCGCGCCUCGGCCCCCGAGACCCCGCCAUGGUGCGCGCGGGCGCCGUGGGGACGCACCUCCCCGCGUCCAGCUUGGACAUCUUCGGGGACCUACGGAAAAUGAACAAGCGCCAGCUCUACUACCAGGUUUUGAACUUCGCCAUGAUCGUGUCUUCUGCACUCAUGAUCUGGAAGGGCCUGAUUGUUCUCACGGGCAGCGAAAGCCCCAUUGUGGUGGUGCUCAGUGGCAGUAUGGAGCCAGCCUUCCACAGGGGCGACCUGCUGUUCCUGACAAACUUCCGGGAAGAUCCCAUUCGAGCUGGUGAAAUCGUUGUUUUUAAAGUUGAAGGACGAGACAUUCCAAUAGUUCACAGAGUGAUCAAAGUUCAUGAAAAAGAUAAUGGUGACAUCAAAUUUCUGACAAAAGGAGACAAUAAUGAAGUUGACGAUAGAGGCUUGUACAAAGAAGGCCAGAACUGGCUCGAAAAGAAGGACGUGGUGGGAAGAGCCAGAGGGUUUUUACCAUAUGUUGGUAUGGUCACCAUAAUAAUGAACGACUAUCCAAAAUUCAAGUAUGCUCUUUUGGCUGUGAUGGGGGCGUAUGUGUUACUAAAACGUGAAUCCUAAAACGAGAAGCAGUCCCUGCAACCAGAUUGAAAUGAAUUCUGCUGGAAAAAAGAGAAAAACUAAUAUAUUUGAAAUGUUCCACUUUCUGUAUAAAAGGAAACAAUGUGGAGACGUUUUUGUCUUGUCCAAAUAAAUGAUUCAUCAGUAAA
This is a messenger RNA of Talpa occidentalis (Iberian mole), 790 nucleotides long. RefSeq names its product SEC11 homolog C, signal peptidase complex subunit (gene SEC11C). Gene Ontology annotation, cellular component: signal peptidase complex; membrane. NCBI's taxonomy places the organism in Eukaryota, Metazoa, Chordata, Mammalia, Eulipotyphla, Talpidae. The coding region runs from base 63 to 641 and encodes 192 amino acids. The record is from RefSeq and is a predicted model, not a curated record. Gene Ontology annotation, molecular function: serine-type endopeptidase activity. The transcript has 6 exons.